AUGGCUCCCGCCUCCGCCACCUCUCAAAAACCCGACGUGAAAAGCAAGAAGCACAACUCCCGAGCUUCGAGCACCUCCAAGACCGAGGCUGAGAGUUCUGUGCUCGAUGUGAAUGGCAAUGAGCCUACUUACUUGAAGGAGCUGCAAAAGAGCCUCCGCAACGCGGUCAAGAAGCUGAAUGCUACCGCUAAGACCGACGCCGUCAUCGCUGAGAACCCCGGCAAAUCCCUCGAUGAGCUCGUGGCCGAGAAGAAGAUCAAUGCCGACCAGAAGGCUCAGAUCCUGAAGAAGCCCGCCCUUCAGGCCCAGGUCGCGCAGAUCGAGGAACAAUUUGCUCAUUAUAAGGAGUUUGCUGCUCAAUACGAGGAGCGCCUGGCCACUCAGAAGGCCGCUCUGGAGAAGGCAUACCAGGAGGAGCUGGAGGCUGUGCGCGCAAACGCUGUCGCCGAUACAAUGGAGGCUGCUGCGAGGGAGCUGCGCCAACAACUGUUUACCCUCAGUAAGUUCCUGUGCGCCGCGGCCAAUUCCCGUCGCGCUGGUGAGACGGAGUCCAUUGAGAGUCGCGCUCUCGAAGGCGUGCUCUUCCAGGUGUACGCUGGAAAUCAGGAUGCUGUUUCUUCCAUGAUCAAGUUGAUCAAUGGUGCGGAUGAGAAGGUGCCCUCUGUCGAGGGUCCUGACCUGGAAUUCUCUUACGGAGACGUGAAGCAGGCAUGCAACAAGUACGCCCCCGAAGAGACCGAGGCCGUCGAAGCUCCUAUCGAGAAUACCACCGUCUCCGACCCUACGAUGACCAACGCUGGUCUCACCGAACUCCAAGACACCUCUGUCAGCGCUGUAGUGGCCGCCUCUGACACCAAUGCUCAGGCCAUCUCGAACGCGCCCGCUUCGCAGACCUUGGUCUCCGAUGCCGGCAACCAGGUCGCCGAGAACACAUAUGAUCCUAACGGCAUGGCCUCGUCCGCCACUACAGAUGGCUGGGUUGAGGUUCCUCGUGACCCCGCUGAGACCGACACUGGUCUCCAGGCCACUCUCGCAAACACAGAUACCCACAACGCGACUACCGAUGAUGCUAGCGCAGGCAAGGGACAACCCAACGGACGUGGUCGCGGACGCGGCGGCCGUGGUCGUGGAGAUGCUUCUCGUGGGCGCGCUCGAGGUGAGCGCGGCCGUGACAACCGAGGCCGGGGCGGACGUGGACGUGGUCGGCGCGGCGGUUCCAAUGGCUCUCCUUCGGUGACCCCGGGGCCGCAGGAGUGA
Molecule: messenger RNA, 1257 nt
Organism: Penicillium cinerascens
Lineage: Eukaryota; Fungi; Ascomycota; Eurotiomycetes; Eurotiales; Aspergillaceae
Exons: 4
Coding region: 1-1257 (418 amino acids)
Source: RefSeq, a predicted model, not a curated record